Trichoplax adhaerens is the source of this 969-nucleotide messenger RNA. RefSeq lists its product as uncharacterized. The transcript has 11 exons. The coding region runs from base 1 to 969 and encodes 322 amino acids. Gene Ontology annotation, cellular component: trans-Golgi network. NCBI's taxonomy places the organism in Eukaryota, Metazoa, Placozoa, Uniplacotomia, Trichoplacea, Trichoplacidae. The record is from RefSeq and is a predicted model, not a curated record.
AUGGCUGCAACAGCCUCGUAUGCCUUAUAUAUUUUAGACGAAGAGAAUAGUAGUUUAACCAAGUUGCUAACAUCGUUGGACGACGAAAGUGAAUCACAACUACGCCAAUAUGUAGAAAGACAACUUAAAAGACUCCUUUCUCAAAGUGGAUUUGUUAUUACUACGCAAUUAAGGGAAUCAUCACCUACUUCCAUGUGCUACUUGUCUCUACUCGAUAGCAAAGAAAUAGCUUGCAAAACUGAGUUGGACGCUUACGUUAAGACUCUAACGGCUAGUCUGGCCAAUUUCGAUGCUGACAGUAAGAUAUUAUCCGAAGAUACUGUGAAUAUAUUAGAGUUAUGGUAUACGGAGUGUAUACAUUACAUUAAUCGCUGCACGAAAGUAUUUGGUAAAGAUUUAGCUCUUUUAAUUCAUGCAACUGAUUAUCUAGCAGUAGUUCUGAAGCCAACAAUUUUAAGACGUAAGACAAAAAAUUUAGCCUUACUUUUAACCCAUAGGUUCUUAAUGGCUGGCAGUCUCACCAGAUUAAUUUCUAAUGAUAAUGUACAAGAAAAUUUAACUAAAAGUAGUGACACUAAGGAACUAUUUAAUAGUAAAGUCUUAGAUCUGAACAUUGAUGAAUCUGGUUAUGAAUUUAGCUCCAAGGAUGUUAAUGCCUCAUGUACAAAAUGGACAGAAAUCAUGCUGAAAGACGAAUCCAGUUCUUCAUUUGCUUUAAGGCAAAUUUUAGAAGAUAUGAAGCUUAAGACUGUACAAGAAAUGAACCUUUUAAAACGCAUAGUUACACAAGCGCAACGCAGUUAUUAUGAUUUAUUCAGGGCUUACAAAUUUUUAAUCAAAUGUGGUAAUGCCGAUGUUAUCAUGAAACAUUUAUAUAAUGGUUUAGCAAAUGAUAGUGAUGAAAAUAUUGAAGAUAUCAUUACUCUACUCCAUGAAGCAUACAUAAAUAGGGAACCUUGUGAAUUGUAA